Messenger RNA from Nannizzia gypsea CBS 118893, 1620 nucleotides. Its product is annotated as phosphotransferase enzyme family protein. The transcript is spliced from 4 exons. Gene Ontology annotation, cellular component: mitochondrion. The record is from RefSeq and is a predicted model, not a curated record. NCBI's taxonomy places the organism in Eukaryota, Fungi, Ascomycota, Eurotiomycetes, Onygenales, Arthrodermataceae. The coding region runs from base 1 to 1620 and encodes 539 amino acids.
AUGUCUACAUCUCAAUGCCACACUGCUUCGCAUUGGGACGAUGAGAGCUUCUAUCGAUAUACUGGCGGCCGCUGGCUCUACAAUGAAAAAAAGCAGAUGGCAGACCGGUCCGUCAAAUUCAACAUGACAGAGCUCGUUCGAGCUGCUGCUAUAUCCCAGGGCUGCGAUAUUUCCUCUUGCGUGAAAGUGGAAAAGCUGCCUGAGGGAGACCACAACAAGGUCUUUCUCAUUACUUUGCAUGAUGGGCGCCAGGUGGUUGCAAAGGUGCCUAACAGAAACGCUGGGUUGCCUUUCUUUACCACCGCCAGCGAGGUGGCCACCAUGGACUUUGGGAGAAAAGUUGCUGGACUGCCAAUUCCAAAGGUGUAUGACUGGAAUCCGCAUACAUCUAACAAUGAUGUUGGUGCAGAGUACAUUAUUAUGGAAAAGGCUAAGGGGGUCCUGCUAAGCUCCAAGUGGCCUUCUAUGAAGAAUGAUGAGAAGAUAAACUUGAUCAAAAGCGUUAUUUUGCUGGAAAAAUCCCUCCUGGCCCACCACUUCCAUCAUAUCGGGAGUUUAUACCACAAGCAGGACCUUGCACGGCAUCACAACAUGUUUCUUGAUACCUCUUACUGCGACUUUAUCAUUGGGCCUACCACUGAGAGGAAGUUUAUACAUGACGGGAGAAGGGCUGUGUAUACAGACAAAGGCCCUUGGAACUCCGCUUUAGAUUAUAAUCUAGCCUCCUCUAGGCGCGAGAGAGAAUGCAUUGUGAGAGGACUUAGAUUCCCGCGGCCAGAAGGAAUAUUCGGUGGUCCUGGAGGCUAUGAGCCUACAGCAAAGAACAAACUUGAUGUGCUGGAUGACUUUGAGAAGGUCGCAGCAUAUCUUCUUCCCAAAGACACAUCCGUACAUAUUCCGGUUCUAUGGCAUGGUGACCUCCAUGACAAUAAUAUCUUUGUCGACCCAGACGACCCAUCAAAAAUACUCUCGAUCAUUGACUGGCAAGCCACGUAUAUCGCACCACUUUUCCAACAAGCUCGAACUCCAGGCUUUCUUGACUUUGCCGGACCCCAACCGUCCAUUGGUCUCACAGCCUUGCCUCCGCUACCAGACGAUUUUGAGUCCUUGAGCACAGCUGAGAAGGAAGAAGCCAAGAAAUUACAGUCAAAGCAGUCCCUGUAUAAGAUAUACGAAAUACACUCUGGCCGCGAGAACAUGCCUGUCUUCAAAGCAUUGCAGCAUUCAGAAAUCCUAGGCAGCCAAAUCAUUUCACUUAUCUCUCAAGUGUUCAACGACGGAGAACCCAUCAUAAAGGGGCAGAUAAUGCAGCUCUCGUUCGAGUGGAAGAAACUCGUUGGCCCAGACGGCCUCCCAUGUCCGCUUCAGUUCACCGAAGCUGAUAUUGCAGCACAGGAAUUUGACCAGCAAAGAUGGGAAGAAGGGGUUCAAUUGAAGGGGGACGUGUUAGAAGCUCUGGGGGGUACAGAACAUGGCUGGGACGGCUGGUCUAGCCACGAGGAUUACGACGCUCUUACGAAGAAGUUGGCAAUAGUCAAGGAGCAAUUCAUGGAGUGCAUGGCGAGCAAUGAAGCAGAGAGGGAAGCGUGGGAAAAUGCAUGGCCAUAUAGAGAUGAUUAA